Clupea harengus (Atlantic herring) is the source of this 2968-nucleotide messenger RNA. It is a transcript of the gene crlf3, whose product is annotated as cytokine receptor like factor 3. Lineage: Eukaryota; Metazoa; Chordata; Actinopteri; Clupeiformes; Clupeidae. Gene Ontology annotation, molecular function: protein binding. The record is from RefSeq and is a predicted model, not a curated record.
UAAUGGAUAUGAUAAUUUUCUUCUGUAAGAUGACUUUUAAGGGUGUAUUUCCAGUCCCGAAGUUCUCGUGAAUCGUGGUUAGCCUAUGUUCAGGUCCGACUCACGCAACCAGCAAUCCCGAGUGAAUUUGCACUUAUGAUGCCAUAGAUGAUGGUGAUGGAGAACUCGUUUUAAAAAGCUACAGAACAACUGACGUUUAUGUUAUAGACAAACAGUUCCAUACCAUACCCAUACAACUGGUUUGUGGCCGGGACAGUGAAGAUACCUCAAAGUAGACAGAAGGGUGUAAACAUCUGCUUGAAUUACGGAAGUUCACUUCAAUUUUUAGCAACAGCCAGGAGGAAGGAGGAUGUCGAUUGAGACUGAGGCAUUGCUGCAGGAAGCGAAGGAGAGCAUCGAGGCGGCCCAGAACUACAGGAGCGAGCUGCAGCAGCGCCUCCAUGGACUCAGCCAGGCCCGCAAGCAGGUGCGUGGCAGCGCCAGCCAGACGCGCGAGGCCCUGCAGCGGCACUUCCAGGAGCUGCAGGCGGCGGUGGGGCGUCUGCUGACCGAGCGACUGAGCGCGCUCCUGCAGGAGGUGGACGCCAUCGAGCAGGAGAGCGUGAGCCCGCUUGACGACUGCCAGAAGCUCAUCGAGCACGGCAUCAGCACCGCGGACGAGCUGCUCCGAGAGGGUGAGGCGGCGCUCCGUUGUGGCAUCAAUGAGAAGGAGGACAAGCUGGGCAGCUUCACCAAGAAGGCCCUUCAGAUCCAGCUGGACAGUCUCCCGGAGGUACCAGUGCUGGUGGACGUGCCAUGUCUGUCGGCCCAGCUGGACGACUCCCUGCUGCACGCGGUGAGGGAGCGCGUGGCCAGACACGGCAGCGUGGCCUCACACCCCCCCGUCCAGAUCGAGGAGCUGGUGGAGCGGCCUGGCAGUGUGCUGGUGCGCUGGUGCAAGGUGGAUGAGGACUUCAGCCCGCAGGACUACCGCCUGCAGUAUCGGCGUAACACCUCCUCGCAGUACGAGGACGCGUACAUCGGCAAGGAGUCGGAGUUCCUGGUGAUGCACCUGGACCCCCACAUGGACCACCAGUUCCGCGUGUGUGCCAGAGGAGAGGGCCGUACCGAGUGGAGCCCGUGGAGCGUGCCUCAGACUGGCUACACCACCCUCGCUCCACAUGAGUGGUGCCCGGGCACUGAAGGCUUCAUUCUCAGCAGCAGGAAGAACAUCGCCAUGCGCAGCGAGGCCCAGGCCUCCCAGGGCAGAGUCCUCUACUCUAACGCCCCCACCUACUUCUGCGGGCAGACGCUCACCUUCAAAUUCUCCGCGGCAGGGCAGCUGAACAAGCAGGACAGCGUGGGGGUGAGCACGGACAACCAGAGCGGAGCUGCGUCCUUGCAGAGGGACAAGGCCGUGUGCAUUUCCACCAGCGGCGCUGUGUUUGUCAACGGGAAAGAGAUGACCAACCAGCUGCCAGCCAUCACUGUGGGCUCCGCCGUGACCUUCGACAUGGAAGUGGUCAACCUGUUUCCAGUCAGCGCCAACAAUAACCACGACGGGGCCAGCUUCAAGCUUAGGGUUACAAUUGGCUCGGGCAACAGGGAAGUGGUAUUUGAUUGGCUGCUGGAUCAGGCAGUGGAUUGCCUGUAUUUUGGCUGUUCCUUCACGCACCCUGGCUGGAAGGUGCUGGUGUUCUGAUCUGUAGGCACUCCUAGGAACCGGACUGGGACAAGCAGGGUGCACUAAAACAGAAAGCUGGUCUGGUCUGGUCUGCUGGACUGCACUGCCAAACCUGUCCCCUCGACUAAAUGUCCAAAGUUGAGGUAGAUGUCAGUCUUUUGGCUUUGUUUACUGCAUUUUUUACCCACCUUUAGGUAGAUGGUUUGAGGUGUAUUGAAUUGUCUUUUGUUAAGCACGGACAUUUUUCCCUCCGGUCACAAGGGUGAGUGGACCAGCACAUUUAGCUGCUGUUCCAGCCCCACACAAUCCACAGACAGCACAACCGCUCCUCGCCACGUGUUUAAAAGGGCCUGGGCUUGCAUGAUUGUACAGCAAAAACUGCCACCCAUGCAUCUCUUUACGAGCCGGCUUCAGCGCAGUCUUGUCAUUUAGACCAGGUGUAAUCCACUGUGAAGCACCUCUGAAAUAAAAGUAAAAGUUUGUUUCAUUAACUCUCAGUCCAGAGUAGGUUACCGGCCAAGAUUUUUCAUAUGGAAUUAUUUCCAGGUGUUUUUUCCCUUUUUUUUAAUAUUUGUUUUUGAAUUUAUUACUUUUAUUAAAUUUUUUUGCUAUGACAAUCCUAACAGUGUUUUACUUAAGUGUGAACGUUCUCUUCUGUAGUCUUACUAUAAGAUAAAGCUGUUGUAGUUUCCAAUUGAGCUUAACCAUUGAUCCAGUUCAGGUCCAUUUGCCCCCUCAAAUUUGCUGAACGCCUUCCUCAGCAGACAGAUGGUUUGCCCUGUAAUGUACCCCAAUGGUGUAUGACGUGUUCAGUGUGGUCCUGUCUGGUGGCAUGUGAUCCCCUGAAGGACUCUGGGCCUGGCUGUGUGACUCCCAGAGGUACUGGCCAGCAGUUUUCUGUAUGUAUGUUACACAGAUAAUCUCUUAAUGGCUCUUAUCGUCAGGUCCACCGUCAAAUGCAUUUGAAGAGUACGGUGCACACACACUGUAAUCCACUUGGACACCUGAACAACAGCAUCAACCAGUAAGGGACAUAACUCACCAGAUUCUCACCAAGCACCUUGUCCAUGCCAGAUUCUUUAGGGGGGGGGAUACUAAAAGCUGGACAUUAAAAGGAACUAGAUUAUGGUACUGGAUUUUCCACCAUGAAACUAAUAGCUGUUAAACAUGUCACCCUUAGUUCUAAAGUGUUGUGUCAAUCCCAUGUUCAAACUGUGAUGGUUACAUGUUUACCUCAUUCUGUGCCUUCACCAGUACAGUUGGAAGAAUGAGAAAUUGUGAGAUAAUAAAUGAAAAGUUACUUAA